This is a messenger RNA of Sugiyamaella lignohabitans, 1437 nucleotides long. RefSeq lists its product as uncharacterized. Gene Ontology annotation, cellular component: cell surface; extracellular region. Bases 1 to 1437 code for a protein of 478 amino acids. Gene Ontology annotation, molecular function: beta-glucosidase activity. The transcript has a single exon. Gene Ontology annotation, biological process: glucan catabolic process. Lineage: Eukaryota; Fungi; Ascomycota; Dipodascomycetes; Dipodascales; Trichomonascaceae. The record is from RefSeq and is a predicted model, not a curated record.
AUGGUCAAGUCAACAGGAUUUCUCAGAACUAAAGGAUCCAAGAUCGUUGAUGGUGAAGGUAACCAUGUCGUUCUUAAGGGAACUGCCACUGGUGGUCACUUGAAUAUGGAAAACUUCAUUACUGGUUACCCUGGUCAUGAAACUGAACACAAGGAGGCUUUGUUGAAGGUUCUUGGAAAGGAAAAGUUCGAUUUCUUCUUCGAGAAGUUUUUUGAAUACUUCUGGACUGAUAAGGACUCGGAGUUCUUUGCUUCUCUUGGUUUCAACUGUUUGAGAAUCCCCAUCAACUACCGUCACUUCAUUGACGAUUCUGAUCUCUCCACUAUCAAGCCUUCUGGUUUCAAGUUGUUGGACGCUGUUGUCGACUCUUGUGCCAAGUAUGGUAUCUACACUGUCAUUGACUUGCACGCUGUUCCCGGUGGACAGAACCAAGAUUGGCACUCGGAUUCCGGUGUUCACAAGGCUCUUUUCUGGACUUUCAAGGAGUUCCAAGACAAGACCAUUGACCUCUGGAAGGCCAUUGCUGAGCACUACAAAGACAACACUUGGGUUGCUGGUUACAACCCCUUGAACGAGCCUGCUGAUUCUAAGCACCACCGUUUGAUUGAUUUCUACAACCGUGUUGAGGUUGCUAUCAGAUCCGUUGAUCCUAACCACAUUCUCUUCUUGGAUGGUAACACUUACUCCAUGGACUUCAGACAAUUCCCUGAGAAGCCAUGGCCCAACACUGUCUACGCUAUCCACGACUACACCUACUACGGUUUCCCUGGUAGCGAUACCUAUACCGGUACUGAGGAACAAUACACCAAGCUCAAGACCUCAUACCAACGUAAGGUCGACUACAUUAAGCAACAAGGUGUCCCCGUCUGGAACGGUGAGUUCGGUCCUGUCUACUCUUCCGAGGUCCGUGGUGAUAAGGAUGUUGAGGCCACCAACUCCGUUAGAUACAAGGUCUUGAAGGAUCAAUUGAGCAUCUACAAGACUGGUGACCCAUCUGGUGAUGGUGCCCCUAUUUCUUGGUCCAUCUGGGUUUACAAGGACAUUGGUUACCAAGGAUUGACCUAUGUUUCCCCCAAGUCCAAGUGGUUCAAGGUUUUGGGCCCCUGGUUGGAGAAGAAGAAGAAGCUCGGUCUCGACAAGUGGGGACGUGAUGCCGACCCUGAGAUCGAGAAGACCGUCUACGACCCCAUCAAGAAGCACUUCAAGGAGGUUAUCCCCGAGGAGUACCACAAGCAAUUGUACCCCAGCAUUUUCAACAUUGACAUCUAUGUCGACCGUGUUCUCCGUGAACUCCUCCUCUCCCAAUAUUUAUCUUACGAAUUUGCUGAUGCCUUCAAGGGUCUCUCUUUCGAGGACCUCGACGAGCUUGCUGCUUCAUUCAAGUUCGAGAACGUCGAGCUCAGAGACGAGCUCAACAAGUACUUGUCUGAGUACUAA